Messenger RNA from Camellia sinensis, 1040 nucleotides. Its product is annotated as small ribosomal subunit protein bS16m/bS16c. Gene Ontology annotation, molecular function: structural constituent of ribosome. Gene Ontology annotation, cellular component: ribosome; small ribosomal subunit. The record is from RefSeq and is a predicted model, not a curated record. Gene Ontology annotation, biological process: mitochondrial translation. NCBI's taxonomy places the organism in Eukaryota, Viridiplantae, Streptophyta, Magnoliopsida, Ericales, Theaceae.
AUCCUCAGUGUGGGUCAGGAGCGUUUUUCAUUUAUCUUAUCACGUUCGGGGCGGACUGACCCAUCCCCAAAAAAGCAGCCCGAAAACGAAACCACCCCCAAAGGAGAAAAAUCCAAUCAAAGCCCUCGUUCCUGGAAUCGAAUCAAAUCCAGAGAGAGAGAGAGAGAGAGAGACACACACACACACACAAAGAGAUUGAAGUUGUGAGAGAAAAAAAAAUGGUGGUGAGGAUAAGAUUAUCGAGGUUUGGAUGCAAGAACAAGCCUUUUUAUCGAGUUAUGGCUGCAGAUAACAGGUCUCCCAGAGACGGCAAGCACUUGGAAGUUUUGGGUUACUACAAUCCUCUCCCAGGUCAAGAUGGUGGUAAACGAAUGGGUCUUAAUUUUGACAGAGUGAAGUAUUGGCUAUCAGUUGGUGCUCAGCCAUCAGAGCCUGUUGAACGCCUUCUGUUUAGAUCAGGGUUGCUUCCCCCGCCGCCAAUGCUGGCUAUGGGUCGCAAAGGCGGGCCAAGGGACACCCGCCCAAUUGAUCCUAUGACUGGGCGCUAUUUGACAGCAGAUAAGCCAGCAAAUGGUGAGAAACCAAAGGACUCUGAAGGUAAUGGAGAUGGCGAGAUGAAGAUAGUGGAACAACACCAUGAUGAAGAUGGUGCAACUGCCCCUUGAAACCAGUCUAUACAGUUACCUUCUAUGAGCUGAUAUUGUUUUAGAUGGUGCAAACGACCCUUGACACCUUCUAUAUGUAACUCGGCUUUGAAGAUCUGACUAUUGUUUCAGAUAGUUCUGAUAGUAUUAUAUGGAGAGUGGUUCCAAGUUGCUUUGCUUAUAAAAUAAUUUUGAAUUGUGUGGGACGGAAAUUCUUGUGUAGAGAGUAAUUACAAUGCAUUACUCCAUUUUGAGUGUGGAAAAGCUCUUUGCUUUGGUUUAAAAACUAUUCUUCUAGGAAUACAGAAAUUAAUCACAGAAUCAGGCAACUUUUAUAUGGGUGUGGGAUCUACAAAAAUGAGCUUCAUAUAAAGAGUUGUGUGUACAGUUUUGUUA